AUGAAGGGAAGAAUAAUGCUGUUAGUUUGCAAAGAGUUUCUGAAUUGACUGGAAAGAUUAUAAAAUUUUUCCAAGCUGACGUUCUUGAUUUACCCAAAUUAGAAGAACUUUUUACAAAGGAAAAAUUUCGUUCAAUUAUUCAUUGUGCUGCUUUAAAAUCUGUUGGGGAAUCUGUGGCCAAACCUUUGGACUAUUAUAACAACAAUAUUGUUGGCUCUCUUAAUUUAAUUAAGUGUUGUCAAAAAUUUAAUGUCAAAGAAUUCAUUUUCUCGAGUAGUGCAACUGUUUAUGGAGAACCAGAGUCUUUACCCUUAACUGAGGAAAGCCGUGUUGGUUUGGGAAUUACUAACCCUUAUGGACAAACUAAAUUUAUGGUUGAACGAAUUCUUAUGGAUUUGAAACGAGCUGAACAGGACUGGAAAAUUUCAAUUCUUCGUUACUUCAACCCUGUUGGGGCACAUCCAAGUGGAUUGAUUGGUGAAGAUCCUCAGGGAAUUCCAAACAAUUUGAUGCCUUACAUCGCAAAAGUAGCUGUUGGAAAGUUGCCUCAUUUAAAUAUUUUUGGAACAAAUUAUAACACUCCUGAUGGUACUGGAGUUCGUGAUUAUAUUCACAUUGUUGAUUUGGCUAAGGCUCACGUUUCUGCACUAGAUAAUAUUGGCAAAGAUAUACCAAAAGGAAGUAAUGGAGAAGAAUUGGCAGAAAUUUACAAUUUGGGAACUGGAAAGGGAUAUUCUGUCAAAGAAAUGGUUGCUGCUUUAGAGAAGGCGUCAGGGAAAAAGUUAGCAGUAAAAGAAGUAGAGCCUCGCCCUGGAGAUUUGGCUAUUUUAUAUUGUGAUCCUUCUUUGGCACUCAAAAAACUUGGAUGGAAAGCGGAAUAUGGAAUAGACGAAAUGUGCAGGGACACUUGGAAUUGGUGUGUUAAAAAUCCUGAUGGAUUUGCCAAAAAGGCAGAAUGA
Meloidogyne enterolobii is the source of this 959-nucleotide messenger RNA. NCBI's taxonomy places the organism in Eukaryota, Metazoa, Nematoda, Chromadorea, Rhabditida, Meloidogynidae. The record is from the annotation of a GenBank genome assembly.